UUAACCCUAGACCCCCUUGAGGAAGAUCUACCCCCACGCCGCCAGGGGGCAGGCUGCACUCGCGGCUCCGAGCCUCGCUCUUUGUGCGAGCGGCGCAGGCGCAGUUCGGCGGCGUGCGCUAUGGCGGAGGCCCCGCCGGUGAAGAGGAAACGGGAGGAUGAGGAUGGGGACGGGAAUGGCGGAGCUGCAGCAGCCCCGUUCCCGUUGGCGGAGCUGCGCCUCAGGCGUGUGCUGCGGGAGUCGGCGAGGGACAAGGCCGUGUUCCUGCACGGGGAGGUGACCGGCCCCUCUGGAGAGGGUACAGAUGCUUUAGUUAUCCUGGAAAAGACUCCUUUCCAGGAGGAGAAGCUGUUGGACCUGCUAAAGAAGCACACGAAGCUGGAGCUGCGGAUGCACAAUGACAUUUACAAGACAUACCACCUCUACCCUCCUCCAGAGCUGAGCGAGAUAAAGACCACAGUGGUGUACCCUGCCACGGAGAAACACCUUCAGAAGUACCUGCGCCAAGAGGUGCACCUCAUCUGUGAAACCUGGGAGGACUACAAGAACAUAACGCUGCCCUACAUCCAAUCCCAGAGCUUCAGCAUCCAGUGGGUGUAUAAUAUCCUGGAGAAGAAAGCUGAGGCCGAUCGAAUCAUCCAUGAAAACCCAGAUCCUUGCGAUGGCUUUGUUCUAGUUCCAGAUUUUAAGUGGAAUCAAAACCAGCUGGAUGACCUCUACCUGAUUGCCCUUGUUCACCGCAGGGAGGUGAAGUCUCUUCGGGACCUGACUGCUGAGCACCUCCCUCUGCUGAGGAACAUCCUGCGAGAAGGGAAGGAGGCUAUAAUGAAGCGUUUUGGCGUGCCUGGCUCCCAGCUGCGCAUCUACCUGCAUUACCAUCCCUCCUACUACCAUCUACACGUGCAUUUCACCGCCCUGGGCUAUGAUGCUCCAGGCAUCUCCGUGGAGAGAGCCCAUCUCCUGACAGAUGUGAUUGACAACCUGGUGCUGGACUCCAUGUACUACCAGAAACGGGCUUUGACCUUCGCCCUUCAGGCAGACAAAGAGCUGUUCAAGAGAUUCCAGGAGGCAGGAAGGGUGUGAGCAGGCAGAGGUGCUUUUGUAUCUUUCUGGUUUUAAUAAAUGCCCGUUUCAGGUUUGUUUUUAAAAGAGGUUUUUUUUGUUCACUAAUUUUGUACCAAUUGGGGCUGAUGGCCCAGUGUAUAAAACCAGAUCUUCUGCUCAAGUCAAUUAAAACAUUGAUUGGGUAACUCA
Messenger RNA from Melopsittacus undulatus (budgerigar), 1254 nucleotides. It is a transcript of the gene DCPS, whose product is annotated as decapping enzyme, scavenger. The coding region runs from base 121 to 1083 and encodes 320 amino acids. Gene Ontology annotation, cellular component: P-body; nucleus. Lineage: Eukaryota; Metazoa; Chordata; Aves; Psittaciformes; Psittaculidae. Gene Ontology annotation, biological process: deadenylation-dependent decapping of nuclear-transcribed mRNA. Gene Ontology annotation, molecular function: RNA 7-methylguanosine cap binding; hydrolase activity. The record is from RefSeq and is a predicted model, not a curated record. The transcript is spliced from 6 exons.